Messenger RNA from Eriocheir sinensis (Chinese mitten crab), 1936 nucleotides. RefSeq lists its product as uncharacterized. The record is from RefSeq and is a predicted model, not a curated record. The coding region runs from base 371 to 1306 and encodes 311 amino acids. Lineage: Eukaryota; Metazoa; Arthropoda; Malacostraca; Decapoda; Varunidae. The transcript is spliced from 2 exons.
CGUGCUAAACGACCAUCAGGCACAGCCCCUGCUGCACGCCAUAGGCCUGGGACCCCCUGACGCCCUGGACGCCCUCGCCUACUGGUGGUGGGUCCUACAGGGGCUGCUGCUCGCUACCCUGGCGAGCUUCAUCUCGGGGCCCAGCGCCCCUCAUGACGACAAUCCUGACAGUAAUAUUCACCCUGUGGGUGAAGAGGGUGACUUUAAAGAAGUGGAGUUGAGGGAGGUGGUGGUGGUGGUGGAGGUUGGACAGCAGAACAAUAACAGCAAUGAGCACGAAACUGUUGAAUCACCUCCAGGGGCCAACACACAAAGUGAAGUGUUCCUUCAGACACACAGUAACAACAAACACGGAACGGUCCGAGGCAUAAUGUCACGUGUAUCAACGCCUUGCCAACGCCUACUCAAGGUUAUUAUGCGCCGCCCCUCCAAGCGUGUGGCCGGCCUGCUGCUGCUCCUGCUGCUGGCCGGCCACGUGGCCACCCUGGCCUACGCCUACCAUCAGCAAGGCCAGAGUGACCUCCUGCGGGGCAUUGCCGCGCUGUGCUCCGUGCUCGCCCUGCCACCCCUCGCCCUCCUCCUGCCAGCCGAGAGUUCCUUAAUGAGUUGGGCGUGGCUCGCCGUUCACGUCACUUAUAGUGACGACCUCGCGCAAGGCGCCCUCCGCGUGCUAAACGACCUGCAGGCACAGCCCCUGCUGCACGCUCUGGGCAUGGGCCACCCCGACGCCCUGGACACCAUCGCCUACUGGUGGUGGUUCCUACAGGGGCUGCUGCUCCCUACCCUGGCGAGCUUAGUCUCGGGGCCCAGCGCCCCUUAUGACGACAACCCAGAUGAUGACGACAACGACGAUAACAACCCUGACUGUGACAGCCCUGACGAUGACAACCCUGACCGUGAUCUUGACCCUGCGGGUGAAGAGGAUGACUUUGCGGAGAUGAACCUGAGGGAGGUGGUGGUGGUGGAUUGGCAGUUCAGGGUGGGGGCUCUAGUCCCCCCUCCUGACUCGCCCCUCCUCCAGCCUCGGGGGGAGGAGGAGAUGGAAGACGAGGAUGAGCUUGAGAACGUGAAUCGGAUGGAAGUAGCGGAGGCGGUGGAGGAAGGGUUGUUUGGGGUGGGGGCCCUUGCCGCCCCUCCCGAGCCGCCUGCCGAGGAGGAGGUUGAAGAAGAGGAUGGUAUUGAGGAGGUGGAAAGAGGGGAGGUGGUGGGGGAGGUGGUGGGGAUGGUGGUGGAGGGGCAGGUCGGGGUGGGGGUUGUUGCCGCCCCUCCGGACCCGCCCGCCCGCCACCCUGGUCCUGUUGAGUAAGGAGGAUGAAGGCGAGGAUGACUCUGACGAAGUGAGCGUGAGGGACGUGGCAACGAUGGAGUGACACCACUGCAGAAAGCAUAGAAAAAUACAAAAACAAACAAAAAAUACAAAAUACGUAAAAGAAGAAAAAAAAAUAUAAAACACCAGAGUAAAAAAAAAAUCUAAUAAAAAUAUUAGGUUAAGAUUCUUAAAAAAAAUGAAACCAAAUACAGAAUACUUAAAACAAUAGAAAAUGCAACAAAAAAAGAAAAAAAAAUCAAAUAGAAAAUAUUAGGAUUAAGAUUCAUAAAAAAGUAAAACCGAUUGCAAAAUACAUCAAAAACAAAAAAAGCAAAAAAAUAAAAAAAUAAUGAAUAAACUCAAAACCCAAUACAAAAUAUUAGGGUUAAGGUUCAACUUUAUUUGUGUCUAAAAGGAGCAACGGUUUCACCCGAACAGUCGUCAAUGUGAACACGUGUGCAAUAUUUUAUAUUUCCCAGAGAUGUCGUGUGAUAUGUUUAGGGGUGAUGUCGUGUGAUAUGUUUAGGGGUAAUGUCGUGUGAUAUGUUUAGGGGUAAUGUCGUGUGAUAUGUUUAGUGGUAAUGUCGUGUGAUAUGUUUAGGGGUAAUGUCGUGUGAUAUGUUUAGG